UAGAUGUCACGUCCAUGUCAAAAUGAAGACAAAUACAUUUCUUUCUCGUAUCCUCCUUCCCCCCUGGAAAGUUGGGUUGGAGAGGGGACUGUCAGUAUCACAUGGAUAAGUGACUGUUCGCUACACUUUGCUGAGCCUGCCCUCCCUUUGUGGAUGUUGUGUCUUGUUCUUUUUUCUCCCCCUCUCUCUUUGUCUCUUUCCUUCCUCACUUUACCUUGUUGUAGCCAAAGCUUUUCAAGCUGCCAGUUCGACUCUGGGCAUCCUGGAGGGACUGCAGAGCCCACACACACAUACACACUCAUAUACAAGUGUGCAAUCUGGGAGUUUUGUAAUAACAAUACUUUUUGUUGUCUAUAUUGUUGUGUAUUUUUUUCUCGUUUGUUGCUUGUGGGAAGACUUCUCUGCACUGAGAAGCAGCACUUUAUUUUAUUUUUCUCGGUUCGUGUUUUCGCUUUCAUUUCUUGUGACCGGCACAAACUUUCCUGAGAGAGGAAGCUGCGAGGAGCUGCUGAGAGUGGUGGAGGAAGCUGGGGGAUCCUCAUGCUGUUUUGGGGGAGGUAGAGGGCAGGCUAGGCCCCAGACCCUGAGCCACAUCUGUGGAUCCUCAGACACAAAUGUCUGUGGAUCCUCCAAUCAUAAAAUCCUGGGAACAAUGGGCCACUCGUGUCGCAAUGAGGAUGCCUCGGUUUGAGGGACACACACAUGCCCAGCCGCACACUCUUCAGCACUUUGGGAGAAGAAGAAGUGAGGGCUAAGAAAAGACAAAGAAGAAGAAGUGGAGGAGGAAAAAGAGUGUGAAGAAGAAAGGGAAGGCCAGUGGUUUUGAACGCUGUAGUGAGGGAGGAGAAGUGGGGGGCAGGUGAAAAGUAAGCGGGGGGUCAUGUACCCGAGUGAGGGCGUUUUAGCGGGGCCGGAGGAGAGGGGAGCCAAAGGAGGAGUCCUUGCCCCCGGGCUCCCCCUCCUCCAGCAGAUCGGCUGCUGGCAUCUGAAUCUCAGUGGCUGGUCUAAUAAAGUCCCAGUGGUACAGCACCCUCACCACGUGCACCCGCUCACGCCUCUGAUCACCUACAGCAAUGAGCACUUCACACCGGGCAACCCCCCUCCGCACCUACAGGGAGACGUGGACCCCAAAACAGGAAUUCCAAGGCCUCCACAACACCCAGACAUAUCUCCCUAUUACCCUCUAUCGCCUGGCUCUGUAGGGCAGCUCCCCCAUCCGCUAGGCUGGUUAGUACCACAGCAAGGUCAACCUGUUUACCCAAUCACGACAGGGGGUUUUAGACACCCCUACCCGACUGCGCUCACUGUCAACGCAUCCAUGCAAAGUUUUCUGUCCUCCAGGUUCCCACACCACAUGGUCCCCCCUCACCACAGUUUGCACCAGACCGGCAUCCCCCACCCUGCCAUCGUCACGCCCAACGUCAAGCAGGAGUCCUCCCACAGCGACAUAGGCCUCAACAGCUCUACUAUACUGUACACACUCCACAGGAAACACCAGGACUCGAAAAAGGAGGACGAGAAGAAGAAGCAGCCUCACAUAAAGAAGCCUCUGAAYGCCUUCAUGCUCUACAUGAAGGAGAUGAGGGCCAAGGUGGUGGCCGAGUGCACGUUGAAAGAGAGCGCCGCCAUCAACCAGAUCCUGGGACGAAGGUGGCACGCCCUAACACGAGAGGAGCAGGCGAAAUACUACGAGUUGGCCCGGAAAGAGCGACAGCUUCACAUGCAGCUCUACCCCGGCUGGUCAGCACGAGAUAACUAUGCGGGUAACCAACAGGGCAAAAAGAAGAAGAGAAAAAGGGAUAAGCAGCCAGGAGAGGGCAAUGAACACAGAGAAUAUUUUCCAAACCCUUGCCUUUCACUCCCUCCGAUUACAGACCUGAGCGCUCCUAAGAAGUGUCGAGCGCGCUUUGGGCUUGAUCAGCAGAAUAACUGGUGUGGCCCAUGCAGGAGGAAAAAAAAGUGCAUUCGCUACAUCCAAGGUGAAGGCAGCUGUGCCAGUCCUCCCUCUUCGGACGGCAGCUUACUAGACUCCCCCCCAUCCUCCCCCUCCUCGGUGGCCCCCUCCCCCUCCUCGAAAGAGUCCAAACCUCAGACUGAACAAAUGCAACCUCUCUCACUGACAAUGAAACCGGCCCACCAGCCUCUCCACUACCCGCACCGGCACCUCCUGGCUGGGCAUCCUCCUCCGCCAUCUUUGGUUCUGCUGGAAAACUCUGCUGCUGCAGCGGGUAAAAUGCCUGGCGCAGCCCACAACGGAGCCCAUGACCACGGCAAUGUCUCGUCCUCGCGGCAACCGGGCUCCUCAGGCGCCUCCCUGGCCAGGCCCUCGGCAGCAUCGCUGUGUCAUUCCCACUCGCUACACCCCAACUCCACGGCCCCUCAGCCUCUGUCGCUCGUGACCAAGUCUAUAGAGUAGCCUCCCUCCUUAUUCACUCCUGUCCUUCCUUCCUAUUUUUCUAGCUCUGCACACCUCUAUUCGGGCCCUCUUUCUUUUCUAUCUUUUUGUCUAUUUCUGUGCCAUAAGGCUUUGAAAAUUAAUUAUUGUUUUAUCAAAGUUCAUUGGUCAAUAUUUGACCCAUCAUUAUCAAAAAAAUAUAUAUAAUUAUUAUAAUGAAUGAAUAAUACAAAGAGCUGUAGAGUAUAGCUUUGGGAAUCUGCCAACAUUUUCUUAACUUUUUUUUUUUAUUAUUUUUUAUUUUGUAGUGUUAAACAGUGCAACAGAAAAUGUUUAUGUAGUUCCACUUAAACAUGUUUAAAUGACAGAUAUAAAAAUGUAGGUUAGAUGAUUAUUCAAUGAGCCCUUUUCUUGAAAGAGUUGGUUCUCCUUCAUUAUUUGUAUUAAAUACGAGCUUGCGAACCAAUCAUUUGACACCCGUACAAACCCUGGAGGGCAUGAGGAUCGUGGAGACACCUCUCUUACUGAGGAACAACUUUAAUUGUGAUGUUACUUGUUCUUCUUUAAAUGUACAGAAAUAUUGGUGUGUGUGUGGGGGGGGGGGUAUUGUUUAAUGUGCAUUGUUCCAUUACGUUGUCUUUUUUGUUGUUGUUUACUUUGGGGGUGGAGUCCAGGUGGGGUGGUUGGACUUGGAGGGGAGACAGGG
Molecule: messenger RNA, 3101 nt
Organism: Salvelinus sp. IW2-2015
Lineage: Eukaryota; Metazoa; Chordata; Actinopteri; Salmoniformes; Salmonidae
Source: RefSeq, a predicted model, not a curated record